Aegilops tauschii subsp. strangulata is the source of this 635-nucleotide messenger RNA. RefSeq lists its product as uncharacterized. The record is from RefSeq and is a predicted model, not a curated record. Lineage: Eukaryota; Viridiplantae; Streptophyta; Magnoliopsida; Poales; Poaceae.
ACGAAUACACUCUUUGCCCACCCUGCGCCCAAUCUCGUCGCCCCCAAACCCCAUCCAUCCCUUCCUCCUCCCGAGCAGCCUCCUCGCCGACGAAAGUGCCGGAGAGCUUUCCAGAAGGUCAGGGGGAGGGAUGGGCGAGUUCGACGACUACUGGGCGCGGGCGUACAGGGGCGACCCCGCGGUGCCGCACUCCGACCCGCAGCGGCUCAUCUCCACCUGGACCGGCGCCUUCGCCCUCGGCGCCGCCGCCUGCGUACACCACCACGUCUCCGGCCUCGCCUCCAACAUCAAGUCCCUUCCCCACAGCUGGCAAGACAUGACAAUGAUGCUCGAUCAGAAGCGCUGGAAGAAAAUUCUUGACAAGAAGCAGCAACAAGCUUAAGUUCCAUAACCUUCACCGCUUGGGCCACAGUUGGAAGAGCUUUCUAUCUUGCUGUUGGGCAUGGCAGAGGAAGUUCUGCAUCAGUUUGGUAUUUGGAUAGAGUUUUUCUACCUCUUGUUUCCUUCCAUGGUGUUGGAACCUCAUUCUUGAAGUUGUACGUGUGACCGGUUGUAUUCAUCUGCUGCCAUUGUGAUCUACAUAUACAGCUUUCUUGGGAAAUGGUGAUAUUUAGUAGUAAAUGCUUGCAAUCCUA